Messenger RNA from Colletotrichum spaethianum, 1272 nucleotides. RefSeq names its product cystathionine beta-lyase. Gene Ontology annotation, cellular component: cytoplasm. The transcript has 3 exons. The coding region runs from base 1 to 1272 and encodes 423 amino acids. Gene Ontology annotation, molecular function: pyridoxal phosphate binding. Lineage: Eukaryota; Fungi; Ascomycota; Sordariomycetes; Glomerellales; Glomerellaceae. Gene Ontology annotation, biological process: transsulfuration; 'de novo' L-methionine biosynthetic process. The record is from RefSeq and is a predicted model, not a curated record.
AUGUCUACACCGCCUAACAACGGACCUGCGGCCAAGUCCAGCAACCCCCUAAAGCGGGUUGAUCUCGACGGUCACGAUCUCCCUCCAUCUCCAGCGCCCUCCAGCCCUCGCAAUGGUCGUCGCCGUUAUGCUCUCGCCACUGAGCUGGUCUACACUGACAGCAAUGACCAGUAUGGCGCGUCCAGCAUUCCCAUCUACCAGUCCGCAACCUUCAAGCAGACCUCAGCCACCGGUGGCAAUGAGUACGACUACACCAGGUCAGGCAACCCAACCCGCACUCACCUUGAGCGCCAUCUGGCCAAGAUCAUGAAUGCCACGAGAGCCCUCGCCGUUGGUUCCGGCAUGGGUGCCCUGGAUGUCAUCACCCGUUUGUUGCGCCCCGGUGACGAGGUCAUAACCGGCGACGACUUGUACGGAGGCACCAACCGGCUGCUCGCAUACCUGUCCUCGAACCAGGGAAUCAUCGUUCACCAUGUAGACACCACCAACGUGGAGAACGUUCGUAAUGUCAUUUCUGACAAGACGGCCAUGGUUCUACUCGAGACGCCUACGAACCCCCUCAUCAAGAUUGUCGACAUCCCUUCGAUUGCCAAGCUUGUGCACGAUGUCAACGACAAAGCCUUGGUCAUUGUCGACAACACCAUGCUCUCACCCAUGCUCUUGAAUCCUCUGGACAUUGGUGCCGACAUUGUGUAUGAGUCGGGUACGAAGUAUUUAUCUGGACACCAUGACAUCAUGGCAGGCGUGAUUGGCGUCAACGACUCGGCCAUUGGAGACAAGCUGUUCUUUACUAUCAAUGCCACCGGAUGUGGUCUCUCGCCCAACGACUCGUUCCUCCUUAUGAGAGGUAUCAAGACGCUCGCUAUCCGCAUGGAAAAGCAGCAGGCCAACGCCCAGCAAAUCGCUGAAUUCCUCCAGUCCCAUGGAUUCAAGGUCCGAUACCCGGGACUCAAGUCCCACCCUCAAUACGACCUGCACUGGUCUAUGGCGCGUGGCGCCGGCGCUGUUCUGUCUUUUGAGACUGGCGACGCCGCGCUUUCCGAGAGGAUUGUCGAGGCUGCUAAACUGUACAGCAUUAGCAUGAGUCAUGCUAGCAUCGAUGCCAAAACCCGGAAGGAGAGGCAGAUGCCGGAAGACCUCAUUCGGCUCUGCGUGGGCAUCGAGGACGUUACGGACUUGAUUGAGGAUCUCUCCCGUGCCCUCGUUCAGGCGGGAGCAGUCAACGUGACCUUGGAGGGAUUCCAUGCCACUGACUCUGUCCAGCAAGCCUGA